This is a messenger RNA of Prunus mume (Japanese apricot), 450 nucleotides long. The record is from RefSeq and is a predicted model, not a curated record. NCBI's taxonomy places the organism in Eukaryota, Viridiplantae, Streptophyta, Magnoliopsida, Rosales, Rosaceae.
AUGAUCUAUGCUAAGGACAGCUUUAUCAUUCGAGAGGGGGAGCCCCUUGAAAUGUUACUCUUGAUCACGCAAGGGACUGUUCGGACCUACACAACUAGCAGUGGAGGGAAAAACCACCCCUCAAAACCUAAGUGUAUUGAGAAAGGUGAUUUUUACGGAGAAGAACUUAUAACUUGGGCAUCAAAAUUUCCACCCUCCACUGAAUUACCCAUCUCGGAUAAAAAUGUUCGGUCCAAAACAAGAGUUGAAGCAUUUACUCUCACAGCUGAGGACUUAAAGAAUCAUGUUAACCCCAAAUAUUUCCGGUGGCAAUUUACCAAGGGAAUUAAUCUCGAGAAUUUGACCGACUCUCAAAGGCUGCAGUUGAAGCAAUUAUUUGCAGUUAUAACCAUACAAACAGCAUUUCGUCGCGCAAGAAAGCGAAGAAGCAUUGAGCCUCCUCAAGGAUAA